AUGUCGAAACGGAAGCGCGUUGUGCUCACCUUCCAGCAGAAACUCGAAAUUUUGCAGCAGCUGAACGAAGGGACAAGAGGCUCAGUUUUGGCCAAACAGUACGGAAUUGGCACUUCCACCAUCUCGGACAUCAAACGAAACGCUGACGCAAUCCUGAAGUUUGUCUCGAAUUUAGACUGCGAAAACCAAAUCUCUGAGAAAAAGACGAGGAAAACGGCGCAAAACACCGAUCUCGACUCGCUCAUCCAUCGCUGGUACCUUGAAGAAAGGAAGAAAGGUGGGGUACCACUAGAUGCGACCAUUUGUGCCAAAGCACUAGAAAUCAACAGCCAGUUGAGAAAUGGGAACCAAAGUUUCAAAGCGAGCAGUGGUUGGUUGAGACAUUUCAAAAACCGACAUGGGAUUAAAGACAAGGAAGCAAAUGACGAAGAACCGGUGAAUGUGGGCAAACAAUUGCGGAAUUUCUUCAAGAGAGGGGGGUUCACCCAUGAGAGCAUCUACAACGUGUGUGAUAGUGUCCUGUUGUGGAAAAGUCUGCCAAACUGUGAUAAGAAAUCAGCUGUUAAAAUUAUAGCUUGUGCUAAUGCGAACUCGGCUCACAAGUUGCCUCUUUGUGUCGUAGGACCUGAACGGAGGUGUGCAACCAACGAUGCGAUUUUCUACAAACAUCAGAGUCCUGAAAUUGAUUCGACAAUGUUUGAGGAAUGGUUCGAGGACAUUUUCGUCCCUCUUGUGACCCAAAGACAGCAAAAUACAGGCAAUGUUGGUAAAAUCCUCCUUGUGAUGAACGAUUCAUUGUGGCAUCCACCUCGCGAAACUCUAGUCAAAGACCGGGACAAUUUCGAAGUGUUUGUAGUACCUGAAGACUCAUUAACCCAACCAAUGGAUCUAGUAAUGAAUCAACUGAAGACCAGCUAUCGGAAACACCUCCUUGAAUUGCUACUUUCAAAGUCACCGUGUCCUGUGAAACAAUUCUUGGAAGAAUUCGCUCUAACGGAAAGUAUUUCAGUAAUCAGUAAAGCGUGGGAUUCCAUUCCCAGAACAGACAUAGUGCAAUCCUGGACAAGGUUAAUAUCGGACGUAAGGAAUGAAACCGAGCUGAACCAUGACGGCAUAGUGGAAAUAGUUGCAAUAGCUCGAAAGAUUACCGGAUUAGAAGAAACCAACUCAAUGGAGAUAACCCAAUGGCUCGAAAGCGAUAAAGAGUUUUGUUACGAUUCAAUCGAAUACGAAGAAUUUCAUUUCGACGACGAAGUCACCGACGAACCCUCGAACAUCGAAGCCUACCAAAGUCUUGAGACUGCAAUUCGUUGGUUCCGCAACCAAAAUGAGUGCAAUAAUGUGCAGUUGGCCACUCUGGAAAAUUUACGCGAUCUGGCUGCUGCCAAAGUGUGUGUGAAAAGGGAAACGUAA
Tribolium castaneum (red flour beetle) is the source of this 1413-nucleotide messenger RNA. Its product is annotated as jerky protein homolog-like. Gene Ontology annotation, cellular component: nucleus. Gene Ontology annotation, molecular function: DNA binding. The transcript has a single exon. Lineage: Eukaryota; Metazoa; Arthropoda; Insecta; Coleoptera; Tenebrionidae. Bases 1 to 1413 code for a protein of 470 amino acids. The record is from RefSeq and is a predicted model, not a curated record.